AUGGCGUCGCCUUGUGACGUGUCGGACGCGGAUUGGGUGAUCAACCUCUGGUCGGGACCGCGGUCGCUCAGCACAAGCCUCAUGUACUCCUUCGCUCAGGCACGGCUGAUCCGCCCAGACACGGUUGUGGUGGACGAGCCUCUCUAUGCCGACUUCCUGACAGUCACCGGUGCUCCCCGGCCAUACAGGCAGCUGGUGCUGGAUAGCAUGGAUUCUAACGGCAAGAGGGUGGUUGACGAAGUGGUGUACGGCCCUCAAAGAUCCAAACCUCUUCGUUUUGUUAAGCACAUGGCAAAGCAGUGCCGAGAGGAGCUUCAGGCUUCGCUACUGUCACGCGGGCGGCAUGUCAUUCUCAUCCGCGAUCCUAUGCUGCUCAUUCCCUCUUUCGGAGAGGUCUCCCCCCCUUCUCUCUCUGAGACGGCUCUCCCCCACCUCCUCGCCAUCCACUCUGCGCUCUCUCACAUGGACCGACCCCCACCCGUGGUGGACGCUACACGAUUGCAGUCCAACCCCCAGGGCGUUCUCAGGGCGCUCUGCCAAGCGCUAGACAUCCCCUUCUAUCCGGAAAUGCUCUCCUGGCCUGCAGGGAAACGCCCAGAGGACAGGGUGUGGGCGCCUUGGUGGUAUACCACCACUCAUGCCACCGUCACACUACUUGGUGGCAGAGCAAUGCACUUCCCUCUCUCUCUGUGCUGCCUUCCUCAGCUGGCCUGCAGGCAAGCGCCCAGAGGAUGGGGUGUGGGCGCCUUGGUGGUAUACCACCACUCAUGCCACCGUCACACUACUUGGUGGCAGAGCAAUGCACUUCCCUCUCUCUCUGUGCUGCCUUCCUCAGCUGGCCUGCAGGCAAGCGCCCAGAGGAUGGGGUGUGGGCGCCUUGGUGGUAUACCACCACUCAUGCCACCGUCACACUACUUGGUGGCAGAGCAAUGCACUUCCCUCUCUCUCUGUGCUGCCUUCCUCAGCUGGCCUGCAGGCAAGCGCCCAGAGGAUGGGGUGUGGGCGCCUUGGUGGUAUACCACCACUCAUGCCACCGUCACACUACUUGGUGGCAGAGCAAUGCACUUCCCUCUCUCUCUGUGCUGCCUUCCUCAGCUGGCCUGCAGGCAAGCGCCCAGAGGAUGGGGUGUGGGCGCCUUGGUGGUAUACCACCACUCAUGCCACCGUCACACUACUUGGUGGCAGAGCAAUGCACUUCCCUCUCUCUCUGUGCUGCCUUCCUCAGCUGGCCUGCAGGCAAGCGCCCAGAGGAUGGGGUGUGGGCGCCUUGGUGGUAUACCACCACUCAUGCCACCGUCACACUACUUGGUGGCAGAGCAAUGCACUUCCCUCUCUCUCUGUGCUGCCUUCCUCAGCUGGCCUGCAGGCAAGCGCCCAGAGGAUGGGGUGUGGGCGCCUUGGUGGUAUACCACCACUCAUGCCACCGUCACACUACUUGGUGGCAGAGCAAUGCACUUCCCUCUCUCUCUGUGCUGCCUUCCUCAGCUGGCCUGCAGGCAAGCGCCCAGAGGAUGGGGUGUGGGCGCCUUGGUGGUAUACCACCACUCAUGCCACCGUCACACUACUUGGUGGCAGAGCAAUGCACUUCCCUCUCUCUCUGUGCUGCCUUCCUCAGCUGGCCUGCAGGCAAGCGCCCAGAGGAUGGGGUGUGGGCGCCUUGGUGGUAUACCACCACUCAUGCCACCGUCACACUACUUGGUGGCAGAGCAAUGCACUUCCCUCUCUCUCUGUGCUGCCUUCCUCAGCUGGCCUGCAGGCAAGCGCCCAGAGGAUGGGGUGUGGGCGCCUUGGUGGUAUACCACCACUCAUGCCACCGUCACACUACUUGGUGGCAGAGCAAUGCACUUCCCUCUCUCUCUGUGCUGCCUUCCUCAGCUGGCCUGCAGGCAAGCGCCCAGAGGAUGGGGUGUGGGCGCCUUGGUGGUAUACCACCACUCAUGCCACCGUCACACUACUUGGUGGCAGAGCAAUGCACUUCCCUCUCUCUCUGUGCUGCCUUCCUCAGCUGGCCUGCAGGCAAGCGCCCAGAGGAUGGGGUGUGGGCGCCUUGGUGGUAUACCACCACUCAUGCCACCGUCACACUACUUGGUGGCAGAGCAAUGCACUUCCCUCUCUCUCUGUGCUGCCUUCCUCAGCUGGCCUGCAGGCAAGCGCCCAGAGGAUGGGGUGUGGGCGCCUUGGUGGUAUACCACCACUCAUGCCACCGUCACACUACUUGGUGGCAGAGCAAUGCACUUCCCUCUCUCUCUGUGCUGCCUUCCUCAGCUGGCCUGCAGGCAAGCGCCCAGAGGAUGGGGUGUGGGCGCCUUGGUGGUAUACCACCACUCAUGCCACCGUCACACUACUUGGUGGCAGAGCAAUGCACUUCCCUCUCUCUCUGUGCUGCCUUCCUCAGCUGGCCUGCAGGCAAGCGCCCAGAGGAUGGGGUGUGGGCGCCUUGGUGGUAUACCACCACUCAUGCCACCGUCACACUACUUGGUGGCAGAGCAAUGCACUUCCCUCUCUCUCUGUGCUGCCUUCCUCAGCUGGCCUGCAGGCAAGCGCCCAGAGGAUGGGGUGUGGGCGCCUUGCUGGCCUGCAGGGAAACGGCCAGAGGACGGAGUGUGGGCUCCAUGGUGGUAUACCACCACACACGCCUCCACUGGUUUCGCUCCCCCUGCUCUCUACCCUAAGCCUAAGAUGCCCACACCACACUGCACCCACUCAUACCAUUCUGUUCCCACUUCCGUUUGUGUUCCCGCUCUCUGUCCUCUCCCUACCCCCUCCUCUCAGCCCUUCCCAAUGGCCCACUAUUCUCUCCUGGAGGACUGUCGGCCGUUCUACUCCUUGCUCCUCUCCAAAGCCCUCGUACCGCUCACCACCACUGCCAACUCCUCCACCACCACUCCCACCACCAUCUCCUCCUCUAUCUCCGCCUCACCCCUCCCCUCGCCGCCUCUCCCUGUGCCGGCUAACGAGAAGCUGCUGGUGUGGGUGGGGGAGGAGGGGCUGGUAACCAGACGAGACGCCAAGCAGCUGCUGGUGUGGGUGGGGGAGGAGGGGCUGGUGCCGAGGCGGGACGCCAAGGUAGAUUCCUUGCAUCGCCUCUCCCCUCGCCGCCUCUCCCUGUGCCGGCCAACAAGAGGCUGCUGGUGUGGGUGGGUGGGGGAGGAGGGGCUGGUAGACGUCAAGAUUCACGUGCUGGACUCUGCAGUGCAGGGGGGAGACGCCGUGUGGGAGGGGCUGAGGGUGUAUGAUGGUCGCAUAUUCAAGCUGCAAGAGCACCUCGACCGUCUCUUUGACUCUUCCAAGGCUAUGGCAUUUGCAAACGUGCCAACGCGGGAACAUGUGGUGCAUGCGCUGGUAUCUACCCUUGCUGCGAACGGCAUGAGGGACUACGCCCAUGUUCGACUCACACUUACUCGUGGGAAGAAGGUUACAUCAGGAAUGAGCCCUCAGUUCAAUCUUUAUGGCUGCACUUUGAUUGUACUAGCGGAGUGGAAGCCCCCAGUGUAUGACAACGCACGGGGCAUAAAGCUUGUCACUGCCUCGACUCGAAGAAACUCACCACAAUGUGUGGAUUCGCACAUCCAUCACAACAACCUCAUCAAUAACAUCCUCGCUAAGAUCGAGGGGAACAACGCAGGGGCCGAUGAUGCAGUGAUGCUGGACGUGCAUGGAUACGUCAGUGAAACCAACGCGACCAACAUUUUCAUGGUGAAGAGGGGGCGCAUUUUAACUCCUCAUGCCGACAGCUGCCUACCAGGGAUCACCCGUGCCACGGUAAUUGAGCUGGCGAGGCAGGAAGGCAUUCCAAUUCAAGAGUGCAACAUCACCACGGCCCAGUUGCACGCUGCUGACGAG
Closterium sp. NIES-65 is the source of this 3843-nucleotide messenger RNA. The record is from the annotation of a GenBank genome assembly. Lineage: Eukaryota; Viridiplantae; Streptophyta; Zygnematophyceae; Desmidiales; Closteriaceae.